Messenger RNA from Girardinichthys multiradiatus, 3825 nucleotides. It is a transcript of the gene snx17, whose product is annotated as sorting nexin 17. Gene Ontology annotation, cellular component: early endosome. Gene Ontology annotation, molecular function: phosphatidylinositol binding. The coding region runs from base 721 to 2139 and encodes 472 amino acids. The record is from RefSeq and is a predicted model, not a curated record. The transcript has 15 exons. Gene Ontology annotation, biological process: intracellular protein transport; signal transduction. Lineage: Eukaryota; Metazoa; Chordata; Actinopteri; Cyprinodontiformes; Goodeidae.
GAUGGGCCAACAGUAGAUAUUCAGACUGUGGUUGGAGCGGCUAGGUGGUGGUGGCUUCGUCAUAUCUGCGUUUUCAGCGAAAUCUGCUACAUCCACUCCGCAUAUAAACACAGUAGAUUUUAUUUAGCAAACGGAGGAACUCUGAGAGCCAUCAGAGUCAAAACCAGCGCUACUGUCGCACAUUUGGGAAGGUUCAACAACGGCUGUGUGUGCGACGCUUGAGGGACUGCAGGAACCAACUGCAUAUUUCCUCCAGAAACUUCAUCUGCUUGCGCCAAUGAAGCUAAUUACCUAAAUGCCUUUAAGCUCAGUUUUUAAAAGUGGGUGGUUUUAUUUCCCCCCCCUAUAACGUAUAGGUAUGAAACUGACAUUUUUAUGCGCACAGUAAAUGUGUAAUUACCCAACACUUGCAAACAUGGCUGCUCUAGGAACGGCGGAAAGAAAAGUUUAACACUGACGUGGAAGAAGUUUAGAGCAUUCAUGAGCUGCUGUUUGAUCUGUAGAAUGGUAGGCUCUCGUCCCUAGUUUGGUACCGCCGUCUCUGGACCUCCACACCGGCGAAGGGACAGUGUCUGAGCCUCCGCCUCCUCCUCAAUAGGCUCCACAAAGUCACCGCAGUGGACUUUGUUGGGAAACUGUGGCGCCUUGCUGGCCAUCCCAGGCUCCGGUGGAAGCUUAUAAGGACUUAUCUACUGGCUGCAGCUGUGUUUGGAGAUAAAAAUGCAUUUUUCCAUACCUGAGACGGAGGUUCGCUCGGGGGAGAAUGGUUCAACCUUUGUGGCCUACAACAUCCACGUCAACGGGGUGCUACACUGUCGGGUACGCUACAGCCAGCUUCUUGGCCUCCACGAACAGAUAAAGAAGGAAUAUGGCAGCAAUGUGGUACCCACCUUUCCACCAAAGAAGAUCUUCACACUGACCCCUGCUGAGGUUGAACAGAGGCGGGAGCAGCUAGAGAAAUACAUGCAGGCUGUUCGACAACAUCCUUUGCUUGGAGCCAGUGAGCUUUUUAACAGCUUCUUAAGGAACGCACAGCAGGAGACGCAGCAGAUUCCCACAGAAGAGGUGGCCCUAGACAUCUGCCUGUCUAAUGGUCAGAAGGUUACGGUCAACAUUUUGACUUCAGAUCAGACAGAGGAAGUUCUUGAUGCUGCUGCAACAAAGCUCGACCUCCCAGACGACCUCGCCGGAUAUUUCAGUCUCUUCUUAGUCCGGGAAGGGGUGGAUGAAAAUCUAACAUUUGUCCGGAAGCUCCAGGACUUUGAGCUGCCUUACAUAUCGAUUACCAGCCUGCAAAGCUCUGAUUAUCACAUAGUCUUACGGAAAAGUUACUGGGACAUGGCGUAUGAUGGUGAUGUCAUGGACAACAGAGUUGGCCUGAAUUUGCUGUACGCCCAGACAGUGUCUGACAUUGAGCGAGGCUGGAUUCUCGUCAACAAAGACCAGCACAGGCAGCUAAAAUCACUGCAGGAGAAAGGCUCCAAGAAAGAAUUCAUCCAUCUAGGCCAGACCCUGAAAUAUUACGGCUACUUAAAGUUUGAUCCAUGCAUCACGGACUUCCCCGAGAAGGGCUGCCAAGUGAUUGUCAGCGCUGGCAACAACGAGCUGAAUUUCCACGUUAAGCUGCCUAAUGAGCAGAUGAAGGAGGGAAGCUUUAAGGUCACGCGUAUGAGGUGCUGGCGAGUCACGUCGUCUCAAGUCCCUGUAUCAAAUGGUACAAGUAAUCCCUGCAACUCGGCAAAAUGCGAGGUCAAGCUGGAGCUCGCCUUCGAGUAUCUAAUGAGCAAGGAUCGCCUCCAGUGGGUCACCAUCACCAGCCAGCAGGCCAUCAUGAUGAGCACUUGCCUUCAGUCUAUGGUGGAUGAGCUAAUGGUAAAGAAGUCGGGUGGCAGUAUAAAGAAGAUGCUGAGAAAGCGACACAAUGGCUCGGUCCACCGAUCUGACAGUCAGCAAGCUGUGAAAUCACCCCCUCUACUUGACUCCCCUGAUCCAAACCGUGAACAAAUUGUCAAGCUCUCAACUAAGCUGAACUCGGUGUCUCUCAGAGGGAUCAGCGCUUCCAACUCUGCAAAUGAUAUCAGCGGUGACGACUUUCAUGGCAAUUAUGCUUUCGAAGGAAUUGGGGAUGAUGACCUGUAACGCAUAAUUCGCCUUCUUACCAUUCUUCACUUCACCGUUAACAACUAAAGCAACAAAGAUUACGAGCUGAACUGAGCCGAGCAAUCCAGACAAGGCGUCCAAGUCUGCAAGAUUGUAGCUUCUUCCUAAAGAACUUGCUGCCUUAAAGCUGCCAUUUACCCUUUCUCCGUUCUUCGCUCUUACGACUCUAAAGGUUCAUCUUAAGUUGUCUUGGUUACAGUCAUUCCAUUAGGACUUUUUAACUGUUAUUGAUCUACAUGAAGAAAACCUUUUAAGUGGCGGCAUGUUCAUCUCCAAUCACAGGGCCAAAUGUUUGUGUGUGUAAUGUGCAGACCUGCCACUAGUGAAUAUAUACCAGAACUGGGCAGAAUAGUGCUCGCAGUGAUCCAGUAAAUUCCAGCGAAUUUGUUAAAGUAUAUCUCACAACUGCAGAAAAUUCAGAGCAACUGAUUCGCCAUACAGAUCAGUGUUUGGCUUUCCGAACCAUGCUUCUAAAAUGUCUCCUGCUACUCAUGUGCCAAGUUAGCAAAAAUAAAUUAGUCUUGUUAGAAGAGGUGUCAAUUCUACUGCCUUCAGAAGUAGUCCGAUGCCUUAAUUUAUCGCGCUAUUCAUCACGGGUUAUGAGUAGACAUGUCUAACAACUAGAAUCUUGCAGAUCUUGAUGAAAGGUUGAUAUUAUUUUUUAUUUGGUGGUGGAGCUGCUUGCACUUGCCGAACCGAUCAUUUUGCACAGUAUUACAAGUAGAGGUAAGCUGGAUUUUUGAGCUGAAGCUCAAGCCCGACUUUAAACAAUAAGAUAUGGAAAUCCAUUUCAUUUUGUUUUUAGCUGGGGCUUUUUUAAGGUUUCUCAUUAAUGCCAAAUUAUAGUUUACUAAAGCAUUUUGCACAAAAAUAAAAACAAAAUUAUGAUAAUGUCACUUUUUAUAUUCCGUACAUGCAAGAAAACAUUUUGAACAUUUACUAUUAUCUGCAUCAUCUUUGCUUGUUGUAAUCAAAUUGCUUAAAUAUAAUCUAAGCUGAAUGAAACAAAGUCUACAUGGACCAAUAUUUGUCAUGUUUACAUGAUGCUUAGGGGACGUCUUAGUUUAAAUCGAAAGUGUUUACACAUUUCUCAUAAUUUCUCUGUCUUGUUCUGUUUGGACGUGAUCCUGAGGGGAAUGGUCUUUGAAUUAUUGUGAUUUGUUGGUUGUUUUAAUCAUGUUGAAGGUUGUAAUUGAAGAAAUGGUGCUUCGAAGUGGCUAAUUUAAUCACAGUUGCUGUAGCGAACAAAAUUUUUGCAGAGUUAAGCUGAACAUAUCCCACAGUUUUAGAAAAUGCAUAAGAGUUAUGAGGUCACUAAAUGUAAAUCAGAGCCAGCCAAUCAACAGCUUUAUUCUUACAGGUAACUGAAAUUACAAAUUAAAUGUGCUCAAUGUAAAUGUUUUAUCCUUUCACUACUGUGAUUCUUUUUAUUUCAUCUGCUUUGUAUAGAAAGGUCAAUAACACAGGUCAUUUUUAAUUUUCUCCUUUUCCUGUCAGCACAGAGUUCACGGCGCUGCAAGAUCCUGGGUGUUAGUAAAUGUGCACGUGCCAAAUCUCACUUUAAAGUAUUUUGGGGGGUUUUGUCAGCAUCAAUUUCAACUUAAAUGUCAAAUUUCAUGAACAUUAAUCAAAUCUCCAGAUGCUCAAAUAAACUCAAAAAAUUCA